AUGGCACCAAAAGCAGAGAAGAAGCCGGCAGAGAAGAAGCCGGCAGAGGAGAAGAAGACGACGUCUUUUCAGAAUAAAAGUUUUUGGAUGGCAAAGGGUCCUGCACAUAUGUCCGAUGGGGAUGCAGCAUUUGAUAAUCCGUCCCGAAUUGAACCUAAGAGGUCUCAUAAUUGGUUUGUUGAUGCUGUACCACAGCUAUUCCCCAGCAAGAAGCAAGCUAUACAAGCUCCAAACAACAAAUCAAGUUCUGGAAUAUCUAAUUUAAAUGUUUCCCCUUGGGAAAAUGCUUCCAGUUUUCAAUCAGUUCCAAGCCAAUUUAUUGACCGGUUGUUUGGCUCCGAUUCUGAAAGGCCUGUCAAUUUCACUGAAAGGAACAUAUCUCCUGUUGAAGUGGAUAACAUAAGACGAAAAGGCAUUGAAGACCAUUUUGGUGAAGAUGCCUCUGUUGGUUCGUCAAUAUCUCAUACCAUGGAAGACCCUGAAACAUGUUUUAGUUAUGGUGGAAUUAGAAAAGUCAAGGUCAAUCAAGUUAAGGACUCUGCUAACAGUAUGCAUGCACCAAAGGAACAUAGUUUUAGUAGGGAAAAUAACGGUGACAUGACUACAAUUGAGGCCUAUGACAGGGAAAAUGAAAGUAGUUUCAUUUCAAUGGGGCAUAGCUAUGAUAAGGAGUAUGAUAAUGUUGCACUAAUGGGGCAUACCUACAACAGGGGUGAUAUUCAUAUCAGAACAGCAACUCCUGCCUAUGGUAAGGGUGAUGAAAUUCCUAUAUCAAUGGGUGACACUUAUGGUAAGGAGGAGGCCAAUAUUCUUUCUUUUGGUGGCUUUCAUGAAGAACAUGAGAUUAUUCCUGUGGGGAGGCCUCUAAGUAGCUUUGAGCCCUCAUACACUCCAUCUUCCAAUCUAUCAUCGGAAGGAGCCUCAGAAAAACAGCUGGAUGCAUCAACUGCUGUUGCAGUUGCAUGUACUACUCGGGCUCCUAAAUUAAGACCUGAAUCUGCUUCAAGGACUAAACCAGAGUUCAAAUCAUCAAAGAAAGAAGCUCCAAACAGCUUCCCUUCAAAUGUCAGAAGUUUGAUAUCGACCGGUAUGCUAGAUGGUGUACCUGUGAAGUACAUUUCCUUGUCACGGGAGGAGCUUCGUGGAGUCAUAAAAGGUUCUGGCUAUCUUUGCGGGUGUCAAUCAUGUAACUUUUCUAAGGUGCUGAAUGCUUAUGAGUUUGAGCGCCAUGCUGGUUGCAAAACAAAACAUCCAAACAAUCACAUUUACUUUGAGAAUGGAAAGACUAUUUAUCAGAUAGUACAAGAAUUGAGGAGCACUCCUGAGAGCUUGUUGUUCGAUACAAUUCAAACCGUGUUUGGUGCACCAAUUAAUCAGAAGUCCUUUCGCAUUUGGAAAGGUAAUUAAACUUGAUUAGCUGCAAAGCUGCUUGUUUG
Messenger RNA from Theobroma umbraticum, 1436 nucleotides. Its product is annotated as DNA-binding protein. Lineage: Eukaryota; Viridiplantae; Streptophyta; Magnoliopsida; Malvales; Malvaceae. Gene Ontology annotation, molecular function: RNA polymerase II transcription regulatory region sequence-specific DNA binding; chromatin binding; histone binding. Gene Ontology annotation, cellular component: nucleus. The record is from RefSeq and is a predicted model, not a curated record. Gene Ontology annotation, biological process: positive regulation of transcription by RNA polymerase II.